AUGACCACCCUAAAACCCACCAUCACCCUGCGUGAAGCCACCCUCGAAGAUGUGCCGACCAUGGUCGAUGUCUACUUCGACGCCUUCCACGACAACCCGCUCAACCAACGCUGCUUCCUGGACUCCUCGCAGGAUGCCCGCACUUAUUGGACCAAGUGGAUCGAGGGUUACGUCAACCUCCCGGACGUCCACCUGAUUGUUGCCCUCGCGACCCCGCCCGGCUCGAGCCCGGAGUCCCCACCGGCCGGCUCCGGCACCGACUCCGGCGCUCCCGCCUCCGCUUCCGCCUCCGAUACCUCUUCCAUCCUCGGCUGGGUCCGCUGGGCCCGCAGGCCCGCCACCCUACCAACUCCCACCGUCCUCACCCCAGCCACGUUCCCGUCAAGCGGCGAGAACGCCGUCGCCGCGCACUUCUUCCAGACGGCGCGCGAGGCCACGCAGCGGGUUGUCGCCGGCCGCGACUUCUGGUUCCUGAGCAUGAUCGUGACGAGGCGCGAGGCCCAGCGGCGCGGCAUCGGCGCGGCCAUGAUGCGUUUCGGCGUCGAGCUUGCGGACAAGGAAGGGUGGAUGGCGUAUCUGAAUGCGAGCAAGAGCGGGCGGCCACUUUAUGAGCUGUUUGGGUUCAAGGUUCAGGAGCACACUUGGUUUGACGACUUGGGCUUGGAUAUGUUUCAUAUGACGAGAGACCCGAGGGGGGUGAAUGGUAAUUGA
Molecule: messenger RNA, 711 nt
Organism: Ilyonectria robusta
Lineage: Eukaryota; Fungi; Ascomycota; Sordariomycetes; Hypocreales; Nectriaceae
Product: acyl-CoA N-acyltransferase
Exons: 1
Coding region: 1-711 (236 amino acids)
Molecular function (GO): acyltransferase activity, transferring groups other than amino-acyl groups
Source: RefSeq, a predicted model, not a curated record